AUGGAUGACAUAGUUCAGGCUCAUGCGCAUGCAAAAGAAGAAGACCAAGGCUCGUACGACGAAGACGAGACUGAGCAGCUGAAGGAUUUAGCCACCUACCUCGAUGUAAAGCAUGCUGCCGGUCUUGAGACUAUCCAACAGCUCAAAACUUUGUCGUCAAUUCCGACCAUUCUCGCACUCAUCACAGACCCCGAACUUCGCGCCUUUCUGUGCGCACCAGACGUGGAAAAGCACUUCGCUACGUUCAAGUACUGCUCAGAACUCUUUCCAGUCAUGGGCAGCUACAUCCAACAGCGUGCUCCAAACAAGUUGUUUGUAGAGACCUUCUUAUUCCUGCAGGACAAAGCGAAGAAGGCGACGGCGUUACUAGAGUGUUUCCAAAUCGUUCUCGAGUGCCUUCUCAACUACGAGCCCUCUCGACCAGAAGAGCACUUCAACGGUAGCGAAGCCCGAUUGGAGUUCUUUGGCGAUAUGCUCAAGUGUAUGAUUACCAGUAGGGAUCUUGAAGUUCCUCCGAUCGCCUUCCAUUUCCAUGAGAAUAGCUUUGUAGUUCCCGAAGCCACCAUUCAGCAACUUGAAGAGAAUCAGGACGUGCCGCAAGCUUGCACCGAGAAACAGGAGAAGAACUCGGAGAAGAAACCAUCGCGGAAGGAGCGUGGCAUUCUGAAUAUACAUCACCUGGCGUUCGACCCAGAGUCACUGAAGGGACUACUGGACGACGAACCGUCUCGUAACUUCGAGGCAGUACACGUCGCGUUUCCGGAAGAUGAGAAUGCUGUGGGUAUAGACGUGGAGGACGAGCAGGGUAACAAGCUCGUUUGGAGAGAUGGCAAGUCGCAUAUCAUCUUCGCUGUUACCAAAGCUGAAGACAAGACUGCUGUCAAAGAGAUGAACGAGCAACCGACAAAGCCUAAAGAUGAGCUUCAGACUGAGCCAACGAAGACGACAUAUCAACCAACAGGCGGCUUUGGUUUCGAUUACUCAGACGAAGAAGAUGACACACUUUUGAACAAUGAAGUGGCCGAAACUAAGGCGAUUGCGGUCGAGAGCGUCGACAUGUCCUCAGACCCAUCACCAUACCUAUGCAUACCCUCCUCCCCACCCGUAUCGGCCGCAGAGUGUUCAUUCCAGUCUCAUUCAUCUAGUGCGUCUUCUCCAUCCUCACCAUCCCUUCCAGCUCUUCCGAAUACAUCCAAGAAUGAAGACGCGGAAACAAGCCAACCAAAGAGUGGCUCCUCCUCACCAUCGUCUCGUAAGCGCAAGUCGUUAUCGAGCGAGUCAAGCGAAGACAAAAAAGGCAUCAGCAGUGACGAGGAAGAAGAUAAACAACACUCCGACCCUCCCAUGAAGCGAAGCUGCACGACCAGUCUAUCUUCCUCCUCUUCCUCCUCUCGAUCUACGACGCCUGUAGAAGCAACGUUGCGCAAUUUCCCAUCAGCACCAGCCUCACCUUUAGCGGACCUACCUCCUCUACCAUCUUCGCCUGCAUCUCCAGAUAGUUCGUCGUUGUCUUCUGUAUCGUCUUAUGUGGACUCCGCAUCAUCGCCUCAGUCGCCUCCUGCGCCCCUUCCGCCGCAGCCAACGACGCCACAGCACCGCAUGCAGACGCGUGCUAUGACACGUAGUGCAAGUACCACACCAGCGCCUCCGGAUGUGGCAUCUACGAGAGCAACGCGUUCAUCGAGGAAAUGA
This is a messenger RNA of Alternaria hordeiaustralica, 1692 nucleotides long. RefSeq lists its product as uncharacterized. The coding region runs from base 1 to 1692 and encodes 563 amino acids. Lineage: Eukaryota; Fungi; Ascomycota; Dothideomycetes; Pleosporales; Pleosporaceae. The record is from RefSeq and is a predicted model, not a curated record. The transcript has a single exon.